Monomorium pharaonis (pharaoh ant) is the source of this 2920-nucleotide messenger RNA. RefSeq names its product programmed cell death 6-interacting protein (gene ALiX). Gene Ontology annotation, molecular function: protein binding. The record is from RefSeq and is a predicted model, not a curated record. Lineage: Eukaryota; Metazoa; Arthropoda; Insecta; Hymenoptera; Formicidae. Gene Ontology annotation, cellular component: endosome. Gene Ontology annotation, biological process: mitotic cytokinesis. The transcript has 15 exons. The coding region runs from base 67 to 2523 and encodes 818 amino acids.
CAGUAACAUGUUUGGUUAGCUGCUGAAAGCUGAGGCUCCGGAACGACGUUUGGCCAUACGUCAAACAUGGCGGAGCUGAUCGCGAUUCCGUUGAAGAAGCCGUCCGACGCCGACGUGGUGAAACCGCUCACCAAUGUCAUCCGGUCGACGUACAGCGGCACGGGUAAGGAUUAUGCGGACGCCAUCGCGGAAUUCAGCAAGCUGCGGAACAACGCUCUGUGGCGUGCCUUCGAGAAGUAUGAGAGCUCCUUGCAGGUUAUCUACAACUAUUAUGAUCAAUUAUGUGCUCUGGAAGGAAAAAUCCCUACUCACGAAUUGCAAAUACCAUUCAAAUGGAAAGAUGCCUUCGAUCGUACGAUUUUUGGGGGAAAACUUAGCUUAACAAUAAGUACAUUAGCAUAUGAAAAAGUAUGCGUGCUCUUUAAUAUUGCCGCCUUGCAAAGUUCCGUGGCAGCUACCCAAUCCUUGGACACUGACGAAGGAUUAAAGCUGUCGGCUAAAUUAUUUCAGCAAUCGGCUGGAAUAUUUAAUUAUCUGAAGGGAAACGUUAUGAUGGCGAUUCAACAAGAACCAACACCUGAUAUUAGCCCGGAAACGCUUGGAGCGUUAAGCGCUUUAAUGCUUGCGCAGGCACAAGAGAUAUUUGUCCAUAAAGCGAUUCACGAUUCCAUGAAGGAUGGUAUUGUUGCUAGACUGGCGGCGCAAGCGGAAGAACUAUACGCGGACGCAUUGAAAUUAUUUCAGAAGGAAAUCUUUCGUGCGUUUUGGGAUAAGGAAUGGGUGCCAUUGAUUGCGGGUAAACAAGCCGGUUAUCGUGCCAUGGCUGAAUUUUAUCAAUCACUUGUGUGUAAGAAUAAUAAAUUGAUCGGAGAAGAAAUCGCUAGACUAGAGCAUGCCGUAGAGUUGUUCAAAGCUGCUCAACAAAGAUCGAAUAAACCAAAUCUGUUCCAAGAUUAUGCCAACAGGGCACAGAGAAAUCUGACGGAGGUGAAGAAGGAUAAUGAUUUUAUAUAUCAUGAAAGGAUUCCAGAUAUUAAGCAUGUAGAAGCUAUAGGAAAAGCUAGCGUUGCUAAAUUACUUCCGCUACCUGAAACAUUCAGUGCCGAUUUCAAAGAUUUGUUCGCCGAGCUGUUGCCUCUCAAUGUACGUCACGCAUUGUCGGCCUACGAAAAUCGUCGUAAUGAGCUAGUCAAUUACGAAAUUUCAAAUCUUCGUGAAAUGACGCAACUCUUAAAUAGUGUUCUGGCAAGCUUGAACUUGCCGGCGGCUAUAGAAGAUACGAGUGGAACGGAAAUACCACAAUCGUUAUUGGAUAAAGCACUUCGUGUACGAGAAUCGGGUGGAAUAAAAGCUUUGGAAGUAUCUAUGAGAGAACUGCCGGAUUUAUUGCAGCGUAAUAAAGAACUUUUAGACGAGUCUGAAAGAAUGUUGCAAGAAGAACGCGAGUCUGACAACCAAUUAAGAGAGCAAUUUAAAGAUCGUUGGAAGCGAACACCCAGUGCCCGAUUGACAGAACAAUUUACUACUAAUUUACAAAAAUAUCGUGAAAUUAUAAAUAAUGCAGUUUCCGCUGAUAAGGUAGUUCGUGAGAAAUACGAAAUCCACAAAGAAGGAAUCGAAAUCCUAAGUUUGGAUGAAGACGAACUUGCUAAUGCUAUUCCGCAAGGAUCUGCUCUUCAAGAAAGUAAUGUUGUUAUUAAGCUCAGGAAGUUAAUGGAAGAGGUAGCCACAUUGAAAUCCGUACGAGACACUAUCGAAAAUGAAUUUAAAUUCGCUGCCAAUGACAUGAAGACGACGUUUCUAUCGGCACUGGCCAAAGAUGGCGCGAUUGAUGAACCAAAUAUAUCUGUCGAGAGUUUGGGGAAGUGUUAUGGGCCUUUGCAGAAACAAGUACGGGAAAGUAUAGCACAGCAGGAAAAAUUAGUUGCUGAAAUUCAGAGUUGUCAUACAGAAUUUACAAAUGAGCAAGUUGGUAGCGGUAGUGCGCGAGAAGCGAUACUUUGUAAAUUGGCUUCUGCUUACGAUGCAUUCAAAGAGCUAAAGAACAAUCUAGUAGAAGGAACUAAAUUUUAUAAUGACUUAACGCAGCUACUCGUGGUUUUCCAAAACAAAAUAUCCGACUUUUGUUUCGCACGAAAGACUGAAAAGGAAGAACUAUUGAAAGAUUUAACUACGAAUUUAAGCCAGACUGGCCCUGCUGCAACACCGAGCAUUCCAACUCAUCACGGCAGUGGUCCUCCUGGCAUAAACCCAACACCUGAAGCCGUCACAUCGCCGCAGCUGCCUUAUCCAACCCAACAUCAAGGCGGUAUGCCUAUACCUUACGGUGCUACGCCAGCAACACCGUAUCCUGCCUAUGCUCCUCCACCAAUGCCGACGACGUACAAUCCAUACGCUACGAUGCCAUAUCCUACACAAGGAUACAAUCCGUACCAGGGUAUGCCUCAAGCUCCAUACGGAGGUUUUGCUACAUUACCACGUUAUGGUACUCAACCACCGCCACAUGGUCAAAACCCAUGGUAAAAUAUACAGGCAGGCAGUAUUAGCAUGUACGCUGCAAUUUGAAGUUAUAAUCGUAUAUCACACGCAUAUUUUAUAUAUAAAUCUAGAAAAAAACCUGCAAUUAACCAACAUUGGGGUGAUGAUGUGUAUCCAAGGGAAAUUUGCGUUUACUAAUUGUUACACGUUUUGUCGAGUCCUUUAUCUAGUACAGAUUGACCGUUGAUACUUGUUAAGCUUUAAAGCGCUGCUUCAUCAAUUUUGUGUAGAGGGCUUAUUAUCGAUUUAUAAAUAUAUUUUGUAAAAUAAGUCAAGCGUAUAGAAAUUAUUACCUAAAUCAUCUAGAGGAAAAGAUUUCAAUGUGUCAACUUCAAGUACGCUACGGAUAAAUAUGAUAAAUAAAAUGCAAAUUGUACAGAGA